GACGAAGACUUUGAUGAUUCGUAUGAAGGCUUGCUCUCACUCAGUUCAAUUCUUGGAGAUGUACCUAAAGCUACACCUGCCGAUGUCAUUUCGGGCAUGAAGACUGGCUUGUACAAGGAUUGGUCGACAAGCGAUAGUGAUCACCGGUGUCCAAUUUGUUUGGAUGAUUAUUCCCCGACCGAUCCUGUCAUGAAGCUCAAUGAUUGCUCUCACUGGCUGCACAAGGAAUGUCUUGAGCAAUGGCUGAAAGGGGCAAGAACGUGUCCAGUUUGUCGCAAAGCGGUGAAAGGACCCUCUCCCCCGCAGGCCCGCCGUUGCCCCCGACACUCGUAUCAACCACCAACUGAGAGUUCUUCGGGACCACGUCGACGAGAUGGGGGAGAUGAUGAAGGAGAUGACGGCCCUACUAAUCCUGGCCCGCGACCAGACGGAAAUAAUUCUUCGGGUGCAGGUAUAGGCUUGGGAAGUGGAAGAUGGUAUAUCUAG
Desarmillaria tabescens is the source of this 486-nucleotide messenger RNA. RefSeq lists its product as uncharacterized. Gene Ontology annotation, molecular function: ubiquitin-protein transferase activity. The transcript is spliced from 3 exons. The record is from RefSeq and is a predicted model, not a curated record. Gene Ontology annotation, biological process: protein ubiquitination; negative regulation of organ growth. The annotation marks the transcript as partial. NCBI's taxonomy places the organism in Eukaryota, Fungi, Basidiomycota, Agaricomycetes, Agaricales, Physalacriaceae.